AUGGCAAGAACAAAACAAACGUCUACAAGAAACACCACAGGAGAGGUCUCUCUCAGAGACCAAGCUGCAGAAGACUCCAAUGUCAAGACUUCUCGAAAGCGGCUUGCUUUAGGACCCAAGAGUGGUUGCACCAAGAAGCCCCGCAGUUACAGACCGGACACUGUGGCUUUGAAGGAGAUCAGGAAGUACCAGGGGAGUACAGAUCUCCUCCUUCGUAAAGCCCCUUUGCAACGACUUGUUCGUGAGAUUGUACAGGAUAUUGGCGAUGGCGACAGGGAUUCGAAUGGCCAAAUGAAGGCAAAGUACCUGGAUCUAUGGUACCAAAGCAAAGCUAUGCUAGCAUUGCAGGAGGCUGGAGAAAGCUACCUUGUUGGGUUGUUUGAGGAUGCCAACCUAUGCGCCAUCCAUGCCAAGAGAGUGACCAUCAUGCCCAAGGACAUCCAGCUCUCCAGACGCAUUCGUGGUGAGCGUGCCUAA
Molecule: messenger RNA, 477 nt
Organism: Seminavis robusta
Lineage: Eukaryota; Bacillariophyta; Bacillariophyceae; Naviculales; Naviculaceae
Source: the annotation of a GenBank genome assembly